UUUUUUCCAUUGAUUUUGCACUCUUUUUCCUUCUUGCGUGAUUCAACAACCACCAACGCCAGCAUCCAAAAGCAAAGCAAAAUCAACAACCAAAUUCGCGUGUGUGUGCUUUUUGUUGGCUUGACACGAACAUUCUGAGCCGUUCAGAUCGGAGAACAACAAAACAACAAGAACAACGCAACUUGUCCUUCUCCACCUUUUUAGAACGCGCAACCUCGAGUUUUUCGAUAUUAUUCACACACCAACAAUCCACGCAUCGCCAUGGCAUUCUACCAGCAGGGGCAGCGGACGUCUGCGUUGCCGUGGCCUGUCGCGGGGAGCUCGUCGACUGUCGCUGCGCCGAUUGAAGUCACUCCAACAACGGCUGCGAGCCUGGCGCUGUGGCACACGUCGCUGCUGCCCUCGACUGCCCAGCCAUCGUCACCAUCAUCAUCAUCAUCAUCAUCAUCAUCACCCCCGCGACCACGGCUCAGGAUGCACUCUGACGCAGCAGCAGCAGCGGACGAGCAGCAGCAGGACGGGUCGCCGACGCCGUUCGCAUUGGCGCAGUCCUCCUCGCCAGUGCCGGGCGCCCAUCACCACUACCACCACCACCACUACCAGCAGCAGCAGCAGCAGCAGCAACAGCAGCAGCAACAGCAACAACAGCAGCGCGUCUCCUUCCUGCCGCAGCCGCCGUCCCGACCAACCUCCCAGACCGGAUCGACACUCCCGCCGCCGCCAGAGCAGCAGCACUUUGACCGCUCUGCCCUUGCAUCUGCAACGUCAAUGCUGGCAGCGUUUGCGUUCGAGCAGCCGCCGGUGGUCGACUGGCACUUUGCAAACUACGUCGCCGCCCAUCCAAGGCCUUCGACCAUCCAGCAUUGGCAACUGAGGCAUCUGGUCGCAGCGCUGUCCGAUGAAGAGGUGGUCGUCGUGUACAAGGGAGACGUCGAGUUAUACAAUACGAAAACACGAAAGUCUCGGACGCUCUUCAAGACAUCCUAUUCGCCAACAGCACUUGAUGUCAAUCACGGCUACAUUGCCACUUGUGGGCAGGAAGGCCAGAUUACAAUCUACUCGAUCGAGGACUCGACAGUGAUACACGAUUCGUUCAUCAUUCACAAUGUUCUCAACGCGGUGCACAUCUCGCGCUACGAAGAUGAGGUGCGCCUCAUUGUUCCCUCCAACGACAGCAACGUGCAUGUCUUCCUCCUGCCGUCGCUGCAGCCAAUCUGCACCAUUCCGUGCAACACGGCCAUCAACUUUGCAGCCGUCAGCCCGGAUGGAAGCAAGAUGACUCUUGUCGGCGACUGCAACGAAGUCUAUCUGUACAGCAUUGUGGGACACGACUACACGCGCGUCGCUCGCUUCUCUGAGGCUCGCGACCACGGCUUUAGCUGCUCGUGGCACUCGUCCUCGACCGUGUUUGCCGCGGGCUCGCAGGAUGGCUUGGUGGCCGUGUGGGACAUUCGCUACAGCAAAGCGCUUGCCAAACUGCACUCGACCCAGCGAGGCCACAUCAAGGGCGCCGUUCGCAAUGUCAAGUUCUCCCAAAAGUCCACCGUCGACUUGCUCGCGUUUACCGAGCACGUCUUGUAUGCGCAUGUUGUCGACGCCCGCACCUUUUCGCAGCAGCACUCCAUUCGCCUUCCCGCACCCGGAUCUGCAGACUGCGUGAUUGCCGGUCUCGCCUUCUCACCCAGCAACGAGCACAUGUUUGUUGGUACCGAUUCGCUGCUGACCGAGUACCGUCUGGACACCUUCCGUCGUCGUAGUUUUGCCUGUGGUGAUUUGGUCUAAAAAACACCUUGAGCUUUUGUUGAACGGCCGUGUUUGUUUUCGCUUUCUUUUGGCCAUUUUCGUGGUUUGAGUUGAACAGUUUGAGCGAUUUCCUUUGUACUGGUUUUGUUUUUUUUUUCAAUGUUGUUGAUGUCAAAACGCUUUUUCUUCCCCAAAUGUACUUGUCAA
This is a messenger RNA of Capsaspora owczarzaki ATCC 30864, 1950 nucleotides long. RefSeq lists its product as hypothetical. The coding region runs from base 262 to 1782 and encodes 506 amino acids. Gene Ontology annotation, molecular function: protein binding. The record is from RefSeq and is a predicted model, not a curated record. The transcript is spliced from 5 exons. NCBI's taxonomy places the organism in Eukaryota, Filasterea, Ministeriida, Capsasporidae.